AUGUCGACGGCGUUAGCAUCGGAAACCACUACCGCCGGCGAAACUCGCCGGAAUCAAACCAGGCUGCGGAUGCACGCUCCAUCAUCGAUUCAGGUAGGGCCGCCAUCGGGGAGCUUCGCCGAGUGGAAGGUCGCCAUCCCGCUUCUCUCGCCACUCGAUAUCGUCUCCUUCCCUUCGAUUGGAGAUCUACGGCCGCCGUACGAGGAAUCGCCUAAAGUGGUGGCCGAAGUUCGGCAUGCAAAUCGAGAGUGGCGGGCACCCGCGGCGCCCUUCCAUUACGAAUCUGCUCCGGCGAAUGCUCCUGCUUUUGCUGUUUUUCGCUGUUCUUGA
This is a messenger RNA of Phalaenopsis equestris, 330 nucleotides long. RefSeq lists its product as uncharacterized. The transcript has a single exon. Bases 1 to 330 code for a protein of 109 amino acids. The record is from RefSeq and is a predicted model, not a curated record. Lineage: Eukaryota; Viridiplantae; Streptophyta; Magnoliopsida; Asparagales; Orchidaceae.